AGUGCGCGGCUGAGCUGCAGCCGCCGGGUCUCGGAGAGCGCCCUGCUCCUCGCCCCUUGCCAUGAGCCCCGCCGCCCCUCGCCUCCCGCUCCUCCUCUUCCCGCUCCUGCUGCUGCUCCUGCCCGCGGCGCACGGUGACUGUCCGGAUCCCCCAGAAAUACCCAAUGCUCAUCCACUUUUGCCAGAUCCUCCACAGUUUCCCACUGACACUUCCAUAACUUAUAGCUGUAAUAAAGGAUUUGUGAAAAUUCCCGAUAAGUCAAAUUCAGUAGUCUGCCUUGAAAAUAAUCAGUGGUCGGAGUCUACAGAGUUCUGUAACCGGUCCUGUGACGUCCCUCCAACUUUCCGAUUUGCUUCUCUGAAGCCUGAAUAUAGAACUCAGAACUACUUUCCUGUCGGUUCUGUGGUGGAAUAUGAGUGCCGUCCAGGUUACAAAAGAAACUUCUCGCGCUCAUCUAAUCUUACUUGCCUUGAGAAUUUAGUGUGGUCCAAAGAGCCUGAAUUCUGUAUAAGAAAACAGUGUCCUUCUCCUCCCGACCUACCGAAUGGUCAAGUUCAUAUAACUGAUAUACUGUUCGGCUCAGUCAUCCACUUCAGCUGUAACGCCGGGUACAAAUUGAUUGGGGAUCAUUCCAGCACCUGUGAGUUAGUUGACAACAAGCUGGCCUGGAGUAAUUCACAUCCAGAAUGUGCACCCAUUUUGUGCCCUUCACCUCCAAAUAUUGCCAACGGAUUGUGGCAGCCGAAUGAAAAUGAUGAGUAUCCAGUUGGAGCAUCAGUGCCUUAUACCUGUGACAGAGGUUUCUCACUUGUUGGAAACAAAGAUCUUGUUUGUGGCAGUGAUGGAACCUGGAACAGCCCUCCCCCAGAAUGUAAAGUUGUUUCCUGUGAAAAUCCAGUAGUCGAAAAUGGAAUUCCGGUUAAUCCAUCAAGACCACCUUAUUCAUAUAAAGCUACACUAAUCUUUAGUUGUAAAUCUGGAUUCACCUUGGAAGGGAGUGCAAAAAUCACUUGUGAAUCUAACAGCACAUGGACCCCUGAUCCUCCAAAAUGUCUCAAAAUGGCCAUUUUGUGCCCUCCACCUCCAAAUAUUACCCAUGGAACAUGGCAACGAAAUAGAAGUGAAGAGUUUGUACCUGGAGCAUUGGUGUCUUAUACCUGUGAGAAAGGUUUCUCACUUAUUGGAAACAGAGAUCUUGUGUGUGGAGAUGUUGGAAGUUGGAGUGGCCCUCCCCCAGAAUGUAAAGCCAUUUUGUGCCCUCCACCUCCAAAUAUUGUCCAUGGAACAUGGCAACGAAAAAAAAGUGAAGAGUUUGUACCUGGAGCAUCGGUGUCUUAUACCUGUGAGAAAGGUUUCUCACUUAUUGGAAACAGAGAUCUUGUUUGUGAAGAUGUUGGAAGCUGGAGUGGCCCUCCCCCAGGAUGUAAAGGUUUCUGUGAAAAUCCAGAAGUCAAAAAUGGACGUGUGGUUGAGUCGUCACAAUCACCACCCUAUUUGUAUCAAACCACACUACAAUUUAGAUGCAACCCGGGAUUCACCAUGGAAGGGAAUCCAAAUAUUAAAUGUGAAUCUAACGGCACCUGGAUCCCUCCCCCUCCAGUCUGUCACAGUGCCUCCACCAUUUCUUCUGGAGUUGGUGGUGUAAUAGCAGUUGGUGUUUUGGGUAUAGUAAUAGUUGCUGCUGUUCUAGCAAAAUAUUGUUAUGAUUCUGGGAAAUCAGGCUCUUACAAUACAUAUGAGAACAACAAAGCAUGUAAUGUAAUAGCAGUGCCUGAUGACUCCACAGAAGUAAGAACUUUCAAUAAAAUAUGAAAGGAAAUAUGGGCCUAAUUUUGGCAGUGCUGAUUAUGAAGCUAAUCACAACUGGCUAGCUGAGAGGAGCAGAAGAUUAGCAGUUCAAAAAUUCAUACAAAUACCCCCAAACGUCUCUAGGUAGCAUCAAGACUGUUCCACGUGAUUUUCAUAGCCUUUUAAGUUGUACUAGAGCUCUAUAGAAUCUUAAUGAAGAGAAGAAACCAAAAAAGAAAAAUGGAUCCUCAGAAUCAUGCUAAUGUCAGCAUUGUUGAAUUCCCCCAAACCAGAUGAAUCAGCUUCCAGAUGCACCUGCAGCUGCUGGACGAAUUGCAACUUGCUGCAUCAAGAUAACUUUGAUCCUCUAAACAGGGACUAAAGAUCUGAGUUGGUUUAAAUUUAGAACUCUGUCAUGGCAUUCAAGAAAUAAUCUGGCAGUAGAAUUCCACUUAUGUUCUAAAGGUCAUCUUUGUACUAAGUCGAUUUAUAAAAUCAUUAAUGUUGUUUUUGUUAAAAAGAUUCUAAAUGAAAUCUGAUGAAAAACUUUCCCAGAGCAGUUGUCCUGAACAAACCGGCCAGAGAUAUCUGAACUGAAUUUGCUAAUUCUGUCUUGCUAUGAAAUUUUUUCAUCCUGAGGACAUCAAGGAUUGAAGAGGUUCCUUAUUCCCUUUUGCGUCCAGGUGAAGUGUAUUCAAUGUAAACAUCAAUGAAACAAAGUAUGUUAAUUACCCAAGCCCUUGAAAAUUAACUCUGAAGCCAGUUUCAUGAAAGCUUCAUUUUGCCAUGAAGAAGAUUUAAGGUAAAGAAUCUGGAUUCUGUCCAUGAUAUAUAAAAUGUAGAUUUUUCGCUUCAACUGAAUAACAGGAUAAGUACUCGAAGAGGCCUGGGAUGAGAAGAAUAAAAUGAUUUUAUUUUUAUAUCGAUUCUUGUAUAAUAGUGAAUUCCAAAACAAAAUGGUUCUGACAGCUGAAAUGAGGUGUUCCCAGCCAAAUUGUAUAUGUUGCUCUUUUAUAAUAUUAAGGCCUAAUUUAUUUGUACUUAUUUAUACCACUGAAAAGGAUGAUUUACAUGGUUACCAUGAUGGUUUUUUUUUUCAGAAAAUUGCAAGAAAUAACUUAUUUUCCCUAAAUAAAAGAAAGAGCAAAAGAG
Messenger RNA from Ornithorhynchus anatinus (platypus), 2941 nucleotides. Its product is annotated as complement decay-accelerating factor. Lineage: Eukaryota; Metazoa; Chordata; Mammalia; Monotremata; Ornithorhynchidae. Bases 62 to 1813 code for a protein of 583 amino acids. The transcript has 14 exons. The record is from RefSeq and is a predicted model, not a curated record.